AUGUCCCUCUCUAUCCAAACAACCGGCUACGGCACCAUCAGCCGCCCCGCUGAACGCGCCAUCCUCCGCAUCAAUAUCAAACACGACGGCCCCGACCGCACCAUCGUCUCAAAAAACGUCUUCCAAUGCACCCAGCGAGUCCGGGAAAUUCUCGAGCCCAUGAGCGACAAGCUCUCGUCCGGGGAACCCAGUCCCAGCGCCGCAAUCACGCAGUGGAGCAUGGGCGCACUGGAUACAUACUCGUACCCGAACUACGACACGGACGGCAAGAUAACAGGCAGGACGCACCAUGCGGCGACGUCGUUUGAGGCGAAUUUCCAGGACUUUGGCAAGCUGGCGGAUGUUGCCAGCGAGCUCAGUGCUAUGGAGUUUGUGAAUCUGGAUGGGGUUGAGUGGAGGCUUACGGAUGUGACCAAGGGGGCGCUGGCGAGUGAGGUCAGGGCUUUGGCGGCGAAGGAUGGGCUGGCUAGGGCUGAGGACUAUGCGAGGGCGCUUGGGUGGGAGAAGGUUAGGCCUGUUGAUCUUGAGGAACAGAGGGGGGUUGAUGAUGGUUCGUUUGGAGGGCGAGUUCACCGGAUGUGUAUGAUGGCUGGGGGGGACGGUGAUGGGGGAGAUCCAGGGCUUUCGUUCCAGCCUGAGGAGGUCAGACUAGAGACUGUGGUUACGGUGAAGUCUGUGGCGGAUAAGUAG
Messenger RNA from Aspergillus puulaauensis, 690 nucleotides. Its product is annotated as SIMPL domain-containing protein. Lineage: Eukaryota; Fungi; Ascomycota; Eurotiomycetes; Eurotiales; Aspergillaceae. The transcript has a single exon. Bases 1 to 690 code for a protein of 229 amino acids. The record is from RefSeq and is a predicted model, not a curated record.